AUGGUGCAGAUCAAUGAAGCCAUGCUGCGAGGACGGGCGGAGCACAAUGAUAGGUGUCUAUCCAACCUCAAGGAGAUAUCGCUUCACCAGCAGAAUAUCGAGGGAAUAAACAGAAUGUUGACGAGAAUGUGCCCGGAGCUCGAGAUCUUGUAUCUUCAACAUAAUUUGAUACCAAAGAUCGAGAAUCUGAAGCGAUUGCGUGACCUCGACUAUCUAAACCUGGCGCUGAACAACAUCAAGAAGAUUGAGGGAUUGGACAGGAACGAAAAGCUGAGGAAACUUGACCUGACCGUCAACUUCAUCGAUAUUGAGAACCUCCUGUCUGUUGAGAGCUUGAGGGUGAACCACAACCUGCGCGAACUGUUCCUCAUCGGGAACCCUUGCACGGAGUUCCAGUCCUACAGGCUCUACGUCAUCGGGACGCUGCCACAGCUCGAGAAGCUGGACGGGCAUGCGAUCACUGCGACGGAGAGGAUUCAAGCAGAGCAGCAGCUGCGAGACAUUAGGGUGAGACUGGUGGCCGCUGCGAGGGAGCGCGUGAAGCAGAUGGGAGGAGAUCCGAAUCUUGUGGACGCAGAGCAGGUUCCUGACCAGGAGAUCGACUCUGACGAGGAGGGGAAGGAGUUGUAUGGGUUCAGCCCAGAGAUUCGGUUGGCAGAUUACAAGCGGGAGGUGAAGAAGAAGCAGCGGGAAGACGAGGAGAAGAAGACGAUGGAGAGGGAGAAGGACCCUAUGAAGGCGGCCAAAGAGGAUUACUACAAGAAUCGGUCUCUUAUGAAAGAAGAUGGCACUCCACGAGUUUGCAACGAUGGCAAGUGGAACUUUGACAUCAACGAUGACAAGGAAGGAAAUAUUGUUGUCCGCAUCGAGUUUCCCAAGUUCAUGGACUCGUCCAUGCUCGACUUGGACGUUCAGCCAACCUUCUUCCGAGUGACUUGCAGGAAGCCCGAGAAGCACGACAAGAUCAUCCAGCUGCUGCUCCCCGAGGAAGUUCGUGCAGACGCUGCGACGGCUCAGAGAUCGCAGAUCACGGGAGAACUUAAGAUCAUCUGCCCGAAGCUUCACUGGACGCGCUCGGCCAAGCAGGAGGACAAGGCAGUGACGCUACAAGCCAGUGAGGCUCCUCGGAACCGGCGGAUGGCGAACGAGCUACAGGGAAGCGUGGACAUCAAGAACAUGACCAAGCAAUCCCCCAACAGACACGAGGCAGACAUCCGCCCGCUGACGCAGAAGCUUUCGAAAGUCUCAGUCGAUCAAGACUUCGAGGACGAUCCCGAUUGUCCUCCACUGGAAUAAAAGAACAAGGAAAAUGG
Molecule: messenger RNA, 1313 nt
Organism: Guillardia theta CCMP2712
Lineage: Eukaryota; Cryptophyceae; Pyrenomonadales; Geminigeraceae
Exons: 9
Coding region: 1-1296 (431 amino acids)
Cellular component (GO): cytoplasm
Molecular function (GO): protein binding
Source: RefSeq, a predicted model, not a curated record